AUGGGGUGUGCCAUUGCCGACCAGUCCGGCAUGAUCAUUGCAGGCCAUGUGAAUGGCCCGGUGUGGGAACCGAAUGCCAAGCGCCCGGCCUCGGACCUCCACGCGGAGGUGAACGCCAUCGGCCGCUGCGCACGACUGGGGCGGUCCACAGAAGGCUCCUCGGUUUACAUCACGAUGCCACCGUGCAAGCGAUGUUUUAUGGCCCUGGUGGCUGCCGGCGUGCGGCGGAUUGUUACUCGAAAGGAGUUCCUGACCCAGGAUUCCAAGGAGCGAGUGACCCUACCUUGA
This is a messenger RNA of Symbiodinium sp. CCMP2592, 288 nucleotides long. NCBI's taxonomy places the organism in Eukaryota, Dinophyceae, Suessiales, Symbiodiniaceae. The record is from the annotation of a GenBank genome assembly.